Nelumbo nucifera (sacred lotus) is the source of this 2214-nucleotide messenger RNA. RefSeq lists its product as uncharacterized. Gene Ontology annotation, cellular component: endoplasmic reticulum membrane; endoplasmic reticulum. NCBI's taxonomy places the organism in Eukaryota, Viridiplantae, Streptophyta, Magnoliopsida, Proteales, Nelumbonaceae. Gene Ontology annotation, biological process: intracellular protein transport; endoplasmic reticulum to Golgi vesicle-mediated transport. The record is from RefSeq and is a predicted model, not a curated record.
UUUAAAAAAGGCAGGCCAAAGGCAAAAGCAAAAGCUUAUUUCGUCAGGAAUGAAAUGUUCCAACUUCCAGUCGCCCCUCGCCCUCUUUCUCAUUCACACACUUCUCUUCUUCACUCACAUUUCCUCGACUCCUUUACGCCUACUGUAUGUUUUGUUAUUUGAUUUUCAGUGUUGAUCUAACACCCAUUUCUUUCUCAUCAACCCUUUUGGGCUAUUACCAAGAACCCAUCUCCAAAUCAAUCUCUUUGCUCCAAGACCCCAUGGGAUUUGGAGAAAGCCCAUGAAAAGGAGAAACAGAGAAAUGGGUCUUAUGCAGAAAAGGUUCUGUCUUUCAUUUCUAGCGGAAUCUCCAGAUCUGUGGACUUAAAUCCCAUUCAUAGAAGCAGAAAACGAGUUUGAGUAGUGGGUGUUUAUUAUUCUUUCUCAUUGUAUCUAAUUUUAGAAAAAAAAUGGCGAUUUAUCUCUAUUUCUAGUAGGAGAUUGGAGGAUUUUUAGCGGAUUUGGCGGGAGUUCGUUUGAGCAGAGAUAUGAUUCAGCUAUUAUUUUUGGUUCUUUUUGCCGAAGGCAUUGUAGCGUUUCUUCUAAUGGUGAAGAUCGGGCCUUUGAGGGACCUAGUGAUGAAGGGUAUGGACCAACUGAAGACGGGAAAAGGCUCAGCCACAUUAAAAACCAUUGCUGGCACUAUGUCAGUAAUCCUCGCAUCAAGCAUUAUCAGCCUCCUUAACAUCCAGAACAAGGGAACGAAGCUCGGUACGGUGACACCGAUGGAUCAAGUCCUCUGGAGAUCGCACUUGUUAGAGGCUUCGCUCAUGGGUUGCUCCUUAUUUCUUGGAUUUGUAAUUGAUCGCAUACACCACUAUCUUCAAAAACUAAUUGCGUUGAGGACUGCAGCCAGAUCUUCCAAAAAGGAGGUUGAGAAGCUCCAGAUAGAGCACAUACAGCUCAAAGAGAAGGAAGAAAAAGCUUCCUAUGAAAUAAAGUUACUUCAAGAGGAAAUUUCUAGUCUAAAAGAAAAUCUGAAGAAUCUAAAACUACAAUCUGAUGAGAAAGAUAAACAAAUAAAAUCUGCGGAAUCUCAUGUCACUGCACUUGAGAAGCAAACUGAGGACCUACUUCUUGAAUAUGACCGCUUAUUGGAUGACAGCCAGCAUCUUCAGGCCCAGGUUGUAGGAUAUAGGGGUUGAGACAGUGGUGGGAUUUCGUCCAUUUAAGCCAAGGGUUUAAGUUUGAAUGCUGAUACUCUCGAUCCAAUCUCUCCUUGAUUGCAUUGUAAGUUUGGAGCUUGUACAGAUCAGCAACAUUUAUGGGGGGGUGUUUGGAGGUGAAGGUGGGUGAUUCCUUUUGCAAGUUUUUGAAAAUUUAUGAAAACAAGCACCAAGAGCAUGGCAUAGCCAAAUUGAUGCUUACUUUGUUGAAAAGGUUCAUGAAAAGCAAAAGUGAUCAUAUUUUGAUGUGAAGAAACAAGGUAUAUAUGGAUGAUGUUCUCAUUGUUUCUCUUUAUAUUGAUGACUUGGUUUUUCUUGGAAACAAUAUUAAAAUGAUUGAACAUUUCAAAAAUGAAAUGAUGAAAAAAUAUGAAAUGAGCGAUAUGAGACUGUUACAUCACUUUCUUGGUAUUGAAAUUUAUUAAGGUGAUGAUGGUGUAUUCAUUUGUCAAAGCAUGUACGGUGAAAAAGUUCUAAAAAAAUUCAGAAUGUUUGGAUGUAAACCUAUAGCUACUCCACUGGUUGUCAAUGAGAAAUUAAUGAGGGAAGAUGAUGGUAAAAGGUGAAUGAAACCUUGUAUAGAAGCUUGGCUGGAAACUUAUUUUAUCUCACUGCUACAAGGCCAAACACCAUGUUUGCUGCAAGUUUACUAUCCAGAUUUAUGAACAGCCCCAGUCACAUUCAUUUUGGAGUUGCAAAAAGAGUGCUAAGGUAUGUGCAUGGCACCAUGGAUUAUGGAAUUAAAUAUGACAAAGGAAAUGAAGCAAGAUAGAUUGGUUUUUGUAAUAGUGAUUGGGGAGGAUGUGCUGAUGACAUGAAAAGCACCUCCGGUUAUUGUUUUUCCUUUGAAAGUUGUGUGUUUUCUUGAUGCUCAAAUAAGCAAAAAUCAGUGGCUCAAUCUUCAGCAGAAGCAGAGUAUGUUUUUGCCUCAAUGGCAACAUCUCAAACAAUUUGGCUUAGAAGAAUUAUGGAAUAUAUUAAUAAAAAGCAAGAGAAUGCUUUGGUGAUC